Molecule: messenger RNA, 1313 nt
Organism: Eupeodes corollae
Lineage: Eukaryota; Metazoa; Arthropoda; Insecta; Diptera; Syrphidae
Product: pyruvate dehydrogenase E1 component subunit alpha, mitochondrial-like
Exons: 7
Coding region: 100-1281 (393 amino acids)
Biological process (GO): pyruvate decarboxylation to acetyl-CoA
Cellular component (GO): intracellular membrane-bounded organelle
Molecular function (GO): pyruvate dehydrogenase (acetyl-transferring) activity
Source: RefSeq, a predicted model, not a curated record
UAUUCAUUCACGAUUUUUACUUGCUUUUAGUCUAUAAAAUAAUUAAGUUUAUUUCAAUAAAUAUAUUAAGAAGUGUCAAGUUUCCACUAAAUAAAAAAUAUGUUUUGUCUAACAAACCAGCUAAAAAUAUCGCGAUUUCUUCUCCAAACUCUGAAGUCAUAUAAAAAUAAAAACACGUUUUCUUCGGAUGCAACUUUAGAAGUUCAACCAUAUAAAUUGUAUAAACUCGAAGAUGGACCUUCAACGACUGUUUCAUUAAGCAAAGACCAAGCCAAACUCUAUUACCAACAAAUGCUUUCAAUUCGAAGAAUUGAAAAUGCUUCAUCGACCUUAUAUAAGGACAAAAUCAUUCGUGGAUUUUGCCAUUUAUACAGUGGCCAAGAAGCAUGUUGUGUUGGUAUGAAAGCAGCAAUGCGUGAUGUCGAUAGCAUAAUAACGUCUUAUCGAGCUCAUGGUUGGUCAUAUGUUAUGGGCAUUUCGGCACAUGGCGUCUUGGCUGAACUCACUGGACGUAAGACUGGUUGUGCACGUGGCAAAGGGGGCUCCAUGCAUAUGUAUGCUCCUGGAUUCUAUGGUGGAAAUGGUAUCGUAGGAGCCCAAGUUCCACUGGGAACAGGCAUUGCAUUAGCCAACAAAUAUAAAGGAAUUUGCGGAACAUGUUUGACCAUAUACGGAGAUGGUGCUGCUAACCAGGGACAAGUUUUUGAGAGCUAUAAUAUAGCCUUUCUCUGGAAGUUGCCAGUUAUAUUUAUUUGUGAAAAUAAUCGAUACGGUAUGGGAACUGCAGCAGAACGAGCAGCAUCCAAUACUAAUUACUAUGCUCGUGGUGAUUAUCUGCCUGGUAUUUGGGUGGAUGCAAUGGACGUUCUAGCUGUACGCAAUGCCACUGAAUUUGCUAUUGAAUAUGUUAUCGAUAACGGGCCGAUUAUCAUGGAAAUGUCAACAUAUCGUUAUUCUGGACAUUCGAUGUCUGAUCCUGGUGUAAGCUAUCGCAGUCGUGAAGAAGUGCAAGAAGUUCGUGAGAAACAAGAUCCCAUAGUUCAAUUUAAAAAUAAAUGUACCGAACUUCAGUUAAUUACUGAUGAAGAGUUAAAGAAAAUUGACGAAGAAGUGAAAAAUGAAAUAAGCGAAGCCACCGCGAAAGCCACAUCUGAUCCAGAAAUUGAUUUGGUGGAAUUGACUUAUGAUAUUUAUGCAAAUAGCUUAGAACGAGGUAUCCGUGGACCAGUUGGCGAACUUUUAAAACAUGAAGUUAAGGGAAAACCUGUCAAUAUGAACUAAAUAUUAACAAAUUAUAUAUUAUCUUCUUUUAA